Messenger RNA from Manihot esculenta (cassava), 1748 nucleotides. Its product is annotated as putative receptor-like protein kinase At1g72540. The record is from RefSeq and is a predicted model, not a curated record. NCBI's taxonomy places the organism in Eukaryota, Viridiplantae, Streptophyta, Magnoliopsida, Malpighiales, Euphorbiaceae. The transcript has 5 exons. The coding region runs from base 170 to 1570 and encodes 466 amino acids. Gene Ontology annotation, molecular function: protein kinase activity; ATP binding. Gene Ontology annotation, biological process: protein phosphorylation.
CGUUAAUAUUUUUACCCACAAGGAAAAAAAGCUGAUUGGUCAAGUCAGCACACAUCUUAACAUCCCAUUUCUCAUUAAUUUCAGCCAAAAUUUGCACAGAAAAUCUAUAUCUAUAUCUAUAUAUAUACCUAGUUGAGAUAAAAGCCUGGCACAUAUCUUCUACAGAAAAAUGGCUCCAAGUAAGUUUUUUACUUGGAAAUUUUUGCUUCCUGCAUGUUUCAAGUCUGAGAACCCAUUUCCAGAGCCAAAGAUUCAAGCUUCUAAUCAAAUUACCUCCCAGAGAUUAUCUCUGUCAGAUUUGAGCAACCCUGGUUCACCACUAUCUGUCAGUGAUCUAUCAAAUUCAAUCUUUAACCUCCAUGUUUUCACACUCAAGGAACUACAAAUGGCAACCCAUCAAUUCUCCAGAAGUAACUUUCUUGGUGAAGGUGGAUUUGGAACUGUGUACAAAGGGUUCAUUUCUGACAAGCUUAGACCUGGCUUGAAGGCUCAGCCUGUGGCUGUCAAGGUCUUGGAUUUGGAUGGCUCUCAAGGACAUAGAGAGUGGCUGGCUGAAGUAAUCUUCCUUGGGCAGUUAAAGCAUCCCCAUCUUGUGAACUUGAUUGGCUACUGCUGCGAGGAUGAGCACAGGCUUUUGGUUUAUGAAUAUAUGGAGCGAGGCAACUUAGAGACUCAGCUAUUUAAAAGGUACUCUGCAGCCUUGCCUUGGUUAACAAGACUAAAAAUUGCAGCCGGAGCAGCAAGAGGCCUAGCUUUCCUCCAUGGAGAAGAAAAACCAGUAAUAUAUAGAGAUUUUAAGGCUUCAAAUGUCCUAUUAGACUCGGACUUUAAUGCAAAGCUUUCGGAUUUUGGGCUAGCAACAGAUGGUCCAGAAGGAGAUGACACGCAUAUUACAACUCGUGUUAUGGGCACUGAAGGUUAUGCAGCUCCUGAAUACAUAAUGACUGGUCAUUUGACAGCCAUGAGUGAUGUAUUUAGUUUUGGAGUGGUGCUUUUAGAGCUGUUAACGGGCAGGCGAUCAGUGGACAAGAAGCGUCCCUGUAGAGAGCAGAACUUGGUUAAAUGGGCAAGACCUUUAUUGAAGGAUUACCAUAAGCUUGACCAGAUAAUGGACCCAAGGCUUGAAGGCCAAUAUUCAACAGAAGGUGCUAGGAAAGCAGCAGCACUGGCUUACCAAUGCUUGAGCCACCACUGCAAAUCUAGACCCACUAUGAGCACUGUGGUCAAGACCUUGGAGUCUCUGCUAGAGCUUAAUGACAUACCAGUUGGACCAUUUGUGUUUGUUGUUCCAACUGAAGGCAACAAUAAAGCAACAACUGAAAAAGAAAUUGAAAAAGAAAGUAAAAAUGAAUGCCAUGAACUAAAAGAUGAACAUAAAUUUGAAGAAAAAGAAGCAGCAGAAAUGAAAGAUAAGAAUUGUAACAGGAACCAGAAGGGUCAAAGGCACAGAAGGCGAGUUAAGUCAUUCAGAUCUAGAGCUGUGUAUUCUGAUACAGCAUUGUAUAAGACUUCAGGCACUAGCCUAUAUUCUCCAAAGCGGCAGAGUAAAGCGGCAGAGAGGUAUAGAUAAUUGGGUUUUGCUUAUAGAGCAUAUUGUACAUUGAAUUAGCUUCUUCUUCUUUUUUUUUUUUUUUUUAAUCUUGGGAAAAUUUCCCACCUUUUGCAAUUCACCUGCAGGUGUUGUUAUGAUUGCAAUGUGUGACUAAAGUUGCUAUAAUAAAACUUUUUCCAUUGAAUUGUGGGCAUCA